AACUGAGUCCCGCCCCACAGCUGCCCGGGUCUGGACCCCGCCCCCCUCUGGGUUAAGAGUCCGGGGGGAGCGGGGCGCCUGGUCCAGACAAUCUCAAGCAGGGUGGCCGACGUGGUUACCAUGGCGACAGCUCCAGUGACCCGAACCCUGGCUGGGGUGGCCGCGGCUGCAGGGGUAGGGGUGGGAACCGGGGCAAAUUCGCGGCUCCGAGCUCUGGGGGUUUCCCGUAGAUUCAGCAGUAGUGCUAGGCGCCGGGGAUCCGGGGGUGCCAGUCCUGGUCGUCGCCUCAGUACUGCCCGGGUCCGGACCCAACCGCCGCGAGAGGAGGUCGAGCGCGGUCCCGAAGAGGCGGUAGGUGACAGGGGACCUCCUCCGGGAGUGGGUCCGCCUGCAGCCGCCACGCUCCCGGGGCCAGCAGCCACGCCGCCGCCGCCGCAGCAGAAGCCGCCGCCUGCUGUGGCCCCAGCGCCGCGCUCCAGCCACUCGCUGGUUCAGCGGGACAUCCAGGCGUUCCUGAGCGAGUGUGGAGCCAGCCCCGGGGAGGCGAGGCAUUGGCUCACACAGUUCCAGACCACCUAUGAUUCGGCGGACAAACCUUUUGCCAUCAUCGAGGUGGAUGAAGCUGUGUUCAGGUGCACAGAGGCAGUCCUAAGUCUGGCCUUCGCCCUAGCCUUCCUGCAACGGAUGGAUAUGAAGCCACUUGUGGUUCUUGGACUCCCAGCACCCAUGGCAACCUCUGGCCGCCUUUCCUUCUGGGAGGCCAAGACUCAAAUGGCUCAAAGCUGCAAGAUCCUUGCGGACUCCCUUAGACACAAUGCAGCCACAGCCGUGCCCUUUUUUGGGGGAGGGUCUGUGUUGAGCGCUGCUGAACCUGCCCCCCAUGCCACCUAUGGUGGCAUUGUCUCUGUGGAGACAGACCUGCUAAAAUGGUGCCUGGAGUCGGGUAGCAUCCCCAUCCUGUGUCCUAUUGGCGAGACAGGUGCCCGGCGCUCUGUGCUGCUCAACUCCUUGGAGGUCACUGCCGCUCUGGCCAAGGCCCUGCUGCCCACCAAGAUCAUCUUUCUCAACACCACAGGGGGACUCCGAGAUGCUCAUGAGAAGGUUUUGAGUAAUGUGAACUUGCCAGCUGACCUGGACCUAGUGACAAAUGCCCAGUGGUUGAACCGCAAGGAGAGGCAGCAAAUUCGGCUCAUUGUGGAUGUGCUGAGCCGUCUAUCCCAUGACUCCUCAGCUGUUAUUACAUCUGCCAAUACCUUACUUACAGAACUCUUCAGCAACAAGGGAUCAGGGACCCUCUUUAAGAACGCCGAGCGGAUGCUCCGAGUAGACAGCCUGGAGAAGUUGGAUCAGACACGUUUGGUGGACCUUGUAAACGCGAGUUUUGGCAAGAAGCUUCGGGAUGACUAUUUGGUCUCUCUUCGACCACGUCUGUACUCCAUUUACUAUUCUGAAGGGUACAAUGCUGCAGCCAUCCUGACUACUGAACCUGUGCUGGGGGGCACCCCAUACCUGGACAAGUUUGUGGUGAAUUCUAGCCGGAAAGGCCAGGGCUCGGGUCAGAUGCUCUGGGAGUGCAUGAGGCAGGAUCUGCAUCGACUUUUCUGGAGAUCCCGUGUCACCAAUCCUAUCAAUCCUUGGUACUUUAAGAACUGUGAUGGCAGCUUCUCCAACAAACAGUGGAUCUUCUUCUGGUUUGGCCUGUCUGAUAUCCGUGACUCCUAUGAGCUGGUUAACCAUGCCAAGGGACUACCUGACUCCUUCUGCAAACCUGCCUCUGACCCAGGCAGCUGAUAAGAACCAUCAACCCUUCACGCCCCAGCCCAACUAAGGGCACACUCAUGAGCCAUGCUGAGGUAGUGGUCCCCAGGAAGUUAGGAGGCAAGCCUAGGCUUGCUGGCUGAGGAACUCGAAAAGAAAGGGAGAGGGGAAGGCCUUGAGGCCCUUGUACUCUGGGGAGGGGAAGGAGCCAGUGAAGUAGCAGAAAUAGGGAGGCUGGCUCAGCUGGAGGGAGUAUGGGUACUGCCAGCUAUUCCAAAGCAACUGAUGCCUAGCCCUGAAAACCCAUAUCCUGUCAGGGCUCCUAGUUGGCCCUGGCCAAUUGAUAUGUGGGUGAAAUACACGGCCACCUCCAUGUGUGAUCCAAGGUUUCCUGUCCGCAGAUGCCUCGCCUACCCUAUAUUUCGCCAUUUAAGAUAAGUUUUUCCAGUCUUAGAUUUGAUUUCUCUUGAAUCUCCUAUUUAAAUUUUUAGCUUUCAGAAUUGGGCAAGGUGGGGUGGGAGGAGGAACAAUUGACAAUGAAAGAGAGCAAAGUCCUGAGAGAAUAGGACACAGAAGAGUUUCCUGGGUUUGGAAAGAAAAAUAGCAAAGUGGGAGCAUUUUCUUUUUUAAACCUUACCUUCUGCCUUAGAAUCACUACGAAGUACUAGCCCCAAGGCAGAAAAGCAGUAAGGAGUAGGUAACUGGGGUUGAAUGACUUGCCCAGGGUCAUAUAGCUAGGAAGUAUCUCAGGCCAGAUGUGAAUCCAGGACCUCCAACCCUAGCUCUCUAUCUACUGAGCUACUUAACUGCCCUAGGCUCAUUGUUUUUAGAGCCAAACUCUGUUGAUCAAGACUUUGCCCCUCAUGAAAAGACUCUACUCUUACCUUCCAUAAGAGUGCAGGGCAGAAAAAGAAGUCAUCAAAAAAAAAAAAAGAAAAGCAGAAGUGAUCCAUCUACAGUUCCCAGUGAACUUCAGGCUAAGCAACAGCCUCAAGUCCUACUCUCUCUAUAGCCCAAGAUCUCCUCCCCACUAUAAAACUUGCCUUCCUGAUCCAAACAGGGCAAAACAGGCCUCUGGAGAGACCCUCCUUCAUUUCCCCUCCUGAAAAGCCAAAAGCUCAGAUCCAGUAAGUGCAGAAAGCAACAUUUCUCCUGUAAAAGCUGCUAAAGUAACAUCAAAUUGCCAACAUCAGCUGACAGAGAAAGGAAGAGUCUGACCUAUCUACAUUUUCAUUUUAAAAACUCAGAUGACAGGCUAAAUUUUGAGUUUUGAAAGUGGGGCUAUUUGCCAGUAUCUAUAAGCCAGGCCACAGCAGGAGCAGAUGCCCAAGUUCCAGUGAGCCAGGAGUCCACCCCAGCCAUUGUCAUCUUUACCUUUCUGCACAUUUGGACAGAAAUAAGUCCCUUACUCUUUAGUUACACAAGAAAAUAGGUCUCUACAUAUUUCUUCAUAAUUUUUUCUAAAUCCUUACCUUCCAUCUUAGACAAUACUGUGUAUUGAACCCAAAGCAAAAGAAAGGUGAGAGCUAGGAAAUAGGUAUUGAUUUGCCCAGAGACACAUGGCUAGGAAGUAUCUGCAUCCAGAUUUGAACCGAGGAUCUCCUGUCUCCAGGCCUGCUUCUCAAUCUAGUGAGCUACCUAAUUGCCCUUUAUAAAUAGUUAUUUAAAAAAAAAAAGAUUUGAAGAAUACGGAUUGGGGAAUUUACUUGAGUGGUAGCAGGAAAAAAUUAAGUGAUCCAUCAGGAAACACUCAAACUGAAGAACAAUAAUGGAAUUGAACCAAAGGUUGUGGGUAGGGGGAUUUUAGAGUGGAACUUCAAAAACAGAGGGCAGUCUUCUCUGACAGGUUACAAAGUGGGAGGCAAGAGUUAGAAGAUAUAAUCUGGAGUAAAAAACCAACUCAUAGCAAAGAUACCUUCAGGGAAACUAGGAAAGCAAAUUCAUAAAGUAUGUUUAUUUCUGGAAUAUGGCAGAGUAUACUGAAUGUGGGGCAAGGAAAAGGACAGGAAGAGAGGUGCUCUUGUCCCCAGGAAGCUUAUCCCACAACUAGGGGCAAAGAUGUGGCAGAGCCUGGAGAAGAUUUCAAAAAAAAAAGUAGGGAUAGUGGUUUGGAGAACAGUUGUCCUGUACUGAAUCACCUAAGCCUGGGCCCCAGCCAAGGAGGAAAAGUGAAACACAUUGGUGAAGGGAGCUGACAGGUAUUGCCCCUGUCCUCCAGAAACCCAGAGAACACUUGAAACUUGAACUGAAUUGGGUCAGUCUCCUUGGCUACUUGAAUCUGGUCAAUGCUGCUGGACAGAUAUACUGAUGGGGACAUAUACAUAUAUGCACACAAACAUGCAUACACACUUGAAAUGUUCUCAUCAAGAGCUUAGUGUACUGGACACUGUACAAAAAGAAAUAUACACAUCUGGUCCUUGUUUUUUC
Monodelphis domestica (gray short-tailed opossum) is the source of this 4185-nucleotide messenger RNA. It is a transcript of the gene NAGS, whose product is annotated as N-acetylglutamate synthase. Gene Ontology annotation, cellular component: mitochondrial matrix. Gene Ontology annotation, molecular function: L-glutamate N-acetyltransferase activity, acting on acetyl-CoA as donor. The record is from RefSeq and is a predicted model, not a curated record. Gene Ontology annotation, biological process: glutamate metabolic process; L-arginine biosynthetic process. NCBI's taxonomy places the organism in Eukaryota, Metazoa, Chordata, Mammalia, Didelphimorphia, Didelphidae.